AGCAGGCUACCCCCCCACACUCCAUCAGUAACUACAACCUCUUUCAACACAAUCAUGAAAUUCAGCCUCAUCUCUCUCUUUGCUAUUGUCGCCAUCGGUGCGACCACCAUCUCCACAGGCGUGGAAGCGAGCCCAGCUCCUGUUCCCAUUCCAGCUCGUGAAAACCCAUGCCCGCAUUGCGCACCUGCCGGACCUGGCGCUGGAGGCUGCAGCAGUAGCUUGCCCUACAAGGAAUGCUGGGUCGAUGGCAAGUGCUGGUGCUGCCCUACCGUUAACGGUUGUUAAAAUCGCUACAUUGCAUAAUGUCUUUUCCUGUAAUCGUUGUCGGUCUGUAAUUACUUGGCAAUGUGUCCCAUCCGAAUAGUAUACCGGAUGGGCUCUUGAUAGAUAGUUUCAAGUUUAAUAAUAGAUUUUCAUAGUUUUGCAUCGGA
Spizellomyces punctatus DAOM BR117 is the source of this 431-nucleotide messenger RNA. RefSeq lists its product as uncharacterized. The transcript has 3 exons. The record is from RefSeq and is a predicted model, not a curated record. NCBI's taxonomy places the organism in Eukaryota, Fungi, Chytridiomycota, Chytridiomycetes, Spizellomycetales, Spizellomycetaceae. Bases 55 to 285 code for a protein of 76 amino acids.